Messenger RNA from Canariomyces notabilis, 2734 nucleotides. RefSeq lists its product as uncharacterized. Bases 1 to 2388 code for a protein of 795 amino acids. The transcript is spliced from 2 exons. Lineage: Eukaryota; Fungi; Ascomycota; Sordariomycetes; Sordariales; Chaetomiaceae. The record is from RefSeq and is a predicted model, not a curated record.
AUGAUUCUACGGAACAACGUGAUCGAGAUACCCAGUGACGACGAGUCCGACGACGCCGGGGCUGAUGACGGUCACUCAUUCCGCCUCAAAGCCGUCUGCGCGGGGGACUCUUGUUGGCAGGGUCUCAGGUGUCCCAGGCAUCCCAACCCAUCGACAAAGAUAUAUCGCCGGGAACAGCAAGCCAAAGAGCUCACGGCCAAGGGGGACAGCCCCGUCUGCCCCCCGCACACUCUGCCUGGUGUCGAUUCCGAAACGGCUGUGACAGAGCAGAAGCGCUGUAGCCGGCCUCCGAUUACUGCGUGCUCUACUAGUAUAGUCGAUGACAACGAGUCUCUUCCAAAUGGAGGGAGUCGCGAAAGUUCCAUUUGUCGGGGACCUAUUUGUCAUGGCCUGGGCGGCGAGUCCGACCCAGCUACCACCAAAGCAAUCGAGUAUCGGCCCAACCGCCAAGCCCAGGAUGAGCGGCACGAUAUACGUCAGGACUACAACACCCAUUUCGAGACCGGCAAUCUCCCUCCCCAUUCCCCAGUUCUAGACAACGGAGAAGAGCAGAAUGAGGAGGAGCUUGCCGUGCCGCCACCGCUGCAGGAGAGUCGGGCAAGCGCACCAGCAUUAACGGACGACAAGACGAACAGCGAAUUCGAGCUGGCCAGUACCGAGCCAUCUAUACAACCAUCAACCAGCCGAGAUCUUGUCCAACCUCAGUGCGAUGUCGGUCAUAGUCCACAUCGGGAUGCCAACAAUGUUGGAGAAUGUCCUCCCUCUAUAGGCACCGCCGCCGACCACAGCAAGAACGAUGUCGAGCCUCCGCAACGCAAGCGCCGAAAGUUAAUCACUACUGCCCUUACAACCGUUGGAACAGCAUCUCAACAGCAGACACCUCUAUACUGGGGCGACACACAAGAGCCUCAGACAUCCCCCCAGCGGCCAAGUCGUCAGCGCAACCAUAGUAGUCCCAACUCGCCACAGUCGUCUUUCCUAAACUCGCUUCGCCGAGCCCGAAGCCCAUACAGCGCCGUCUCCAUCCUUAGAGUCGAAACAUUGCCGCAACCCACCAGCUGCCGCCUCUCCUCAUCAAAUGAUCGUCGCGGUGACAGCGAUGAGACAAGCGACCCAAAACAUCCUCGUCCAUCGCUUCUAGACGACAGCGGAGAGCAAAAGGAUGAGGGUCUGUUUAUACCGCUCCAGGCCGAGGAGAGUGUGGCGGGCAUCCUGAGAUUGCCGGACGAUGAGGGCAACAACCAUGGUGAGCUGGCUGAUGCUGAGCUAUCCGUCUAUCCAUCCAUACAAUCACGCGCCAGCCAGGACCGGGCCGAACUCCAUCACAACAUUGUCCGUCCAACUUGCAGUACGGAUGUUGAAGACAGCCGCAGCCCUAUUAACGACAGCGUUAGAGAGCAAAGCCGGGAUAACGCCAUACCGCUACCGCGCAAGCGCCGCAGGCUAAGCACUUCGACCAUUGCAACCAACAAUGCGGAACGUGAGCGGCGGGCCCAUGUGCGUAUCGCCGAGUCCCGGUUGCGACCGGCUCAAAAACCAACAAUCCAACGCGGCAUCGGCCUCGGUCGGCAUCGUGGAGCCAAUAAUAAGGAGGACCGUCGUCCCAUUAUAGGUAGUAGUACCGCCGAGCCUUGGGAGGAUAAUGAUGAUAUUGUCCAAGUGCCGCAACGCAAGCGCUCUAGGAAGGCAUUGCAACCUUUACAACGAGCGGAACGGCCUCUCAGCAGCAUCCAAGCCCUUACUACAGCAAAUCCCCAUUACCAGGGGCUCAGAAAUCAUCCCGGCGUCCAACCCGCCAAGAUGACAUUGGCAUACCCGACCCACCAUCCGGGUUACAAUGGACGGUUCACCGCCGACUUUGUGGCGCAGUUCACCUGGGGGCCAUGUGCAAUUCAUGGAAUGGAACAGCAUGGAAAGGAGAAUCAAAUUGCCGUGUCCUCAGUCAAGAAGACAGCCAAGAAGCACAGCCCGGCUACAGAGAGGGUUGUAAGAUCCACGAAAAACAAGGACACAACAGCGGACCGCAAGCCGACUUCAACCUCACGAAGGGCAAAAUACACCACAGAGGACGACGCGAAGAUCCGCCUGCUAAGGAACCAAGGACUGUCUUGGCUCGAGAUUGCCGAGCGGUUCCCGGGACGUACUCCUAAGGCUAUUGAGGUAAGGUAUCACACCAAGCUCAUAGCCACCAACACCCCUCAAAGCCGGUCUCGGCACUUGUAUAAUUCCGCUCCAACGCCUCCAGUGGUUCAUGAUGCUAGCGACGAAGAGGGGGAGGCUCACAAGAACGUGGUGGGCAGGCAGGCGCUUGACGAGCAUGGACGCCGUCAUACCAGAACCAAUAUAUGGGAAGUCGACAGGUUGCUUGGCAGAUUGGACGCGAGGUAGGACAACUUGGUACCUGGUGAGGUGGGCGGGGCUUGGAGAUGAGCACAAUACAUGGGAGGAGAGGAAAAAUGUAGGUGAUGAUUUGGUCGCAGAAUUUGAGGCGGGUUUCGAAGGAAACGACUUUGCGAUACAGCGGUUACUCCAAAAACGGACCCACCGCGGGAGGACGGAAUACCUUGUAGAAUGGAAGGGGCCGUAGAAUGAGACUACAUGGGAACUGGAGGUCAACAUAAGCCCUCUCCGAAUCAGGGAGUUCGAGUAGAACAGUUAGCCUCUCGAAAGAGCUACGGCUUCCCUGAACUGAGAUAGCGAUGCUAGUACCGCAAGCAAACAACUUGUCUCUCUU